Messenger RNA from Hemiscyllium ocellatum (epaulette shark), 1146 nucleotides. Its product is annotated as muscarinic acetylcholine receptor M2-like. The record is from RefSeq and is a predicted model, not a curated record. Gene Ontology annotation, cellular component: synapse; dendrite; plasma membrane. Gene Ontology annotation, biological process: G protein-coupled receptor signaling pathway, coupled to cyclic nucleotide second messenger; regulation of smooth muscle contraction; chemical synaptic transmission. NCBI's taxonomy places the organism in Eukaryota, Metazoa, Chordata, Chondrichthyes, Orectolobiformes, Hemiscylliidae. The coding region runs from base 1 to 1146 and encodes 381 amino acids. Gene Ontology annotation, molecular function: G protein-coupled acetylcholine receptor activity; G protein-coupled serotonin receptor activity. The transcript is spliced from 2 exons.
AUGAUCAUCAUUGUGAUUUUGGCAGGAUCGUUAACUUUUGUAACAAUUAUCGGAAACCUUUUGGUCAUUAUUUCUAUCACAUUCAACCGACAUUUGCAGACUAUUAACAACUUUUUUAUUUUAAGUUUAGCCUUCUCUGAUUUGAUAGUAGCUGUAAUAUGCAUGAAUAUUUACACAGUUUACAAUGCAUUUGGCUACUGGCCAAUGGGCCCUGUGGUAUGCGAUUUAUGGCUUGCCUUCGACCAUGUUGUUAAUAAUGCAUCAUCCAUGAAUCUCGUUGUCAUCAGUUUUGACCGGUACUUCUGUGUCAAAAAGCCAUUGAGUUAUCCUAUGAAAAGGACUCCUCAGAUGGCAAUGGUGAUGAUUGCCGCUGCUUGGGUACUGCCAUUCAUUAUGUGGGCUCCUUCCAUUCUCUUAUGGCAGUUCAUUGUCGGGGAACGGACAGUUCAUGAGGGUCAAUGUUACAUUCAAUUCCUUUCAAACCCAGUUGUUUCUCUAGCUAUUCUUAUAGUAGCUUUCUAUCUCCCUGCUUUCAUCAUGAUUGUCUUGUAUGUCUGCAUAUCCCAUGCCAGCAAGAGUCGAAUAAAGGAUAACAAGGAAUAUUCUGAAUCUUCAGUUAGUUCGGUGGCAUCAAACCAAAUGAAGGAGGAAACAAUCCAAGAAAGCACAAAUAUUUCUACCAUAGAAAGUGACUUGCGGGCAGGCAACUCAAACCUUUCUUGUGUAAUGGUAUUUAGCCAAUCAAACACUGCUUACGACUGCAUGACAGCAGAGACAAUGACAGAUUUCACCAGCAGCAACAGAAAUGAGAGAGAUAUUGAUGACAGCCACCGUAUCAAGAAUCCAGGCAAGACACGCAAUAAAAUAAAGAAAGUAGGUGUAUCCCGAGAGAAGAAGGUGACGAGGACCGUCAUGGUUAUUGUAUUAGCAUUUCUUAUUACAUGGACACCAUAUGUUUCCAUUCUUCUCGUUGACACUUUAUAUUCAGUCUCUAUCCCGAAUAUAGUCUGGAACUUAGGAUAUUGGCUGUGUUACACCAAUAGUGCCAUCAAUCCGGUCUGUUACGCACUUUGUAAUAACACAUUCAAAAAAACAUUCAAAUAUCUCCUGUUAUGCCAAUACAAGAAUUUCGUUACAGCAAAAUGA